AUGGGUAUCUUUAACAGAGCUCCACGAGAUGGCACACACACCACCACAACAACAAGAACAUCUCAUCGUGCCUCAACUCAUCAUGAAAAACGAGCACCAGCGACGAUGAACAUGUCUUCCAGACCAUCCUUCGGCCAGUGGUUGAAGGUUACAUGGCUAGAUAUUGUUACCAUGGCUGCAAUGGGAGCGGUAGGUCUUGGUGUCUACACAGCCCACCCAGCACCAUCACGUUCCUUCCCCGUCUACUUCCAAGAUGGUGAAAUCGUCUACCCUCAAUUCGCCUACCCGCUCCGCAACGAAAUCAUACCCAUCUGGGCGGCCGCUCUCAUGGCAGCACUCAUCCCCAUCGCCGUCUUCCUCUUCUGUCAAAUCCGCAUUCGUUCAUUCUGGGAUGUGAAUAACGCAGUCAUCGGCCUUCUAUACUCGCUCAUCACCGCCGCCGUCUUUCAAGUCUUCCUCAAAUGGCUGAUCGGAGGUCUGCGCCCACAUUUCCUCGCUGUGUGCAAACCAAACGUCCCUGUUACCGGCGAGGCAAUCGGAAACGGUCUGCGCCAAAUAAUGUAUGAUCGUACGAUCUGUACCGGAGAUGAAUCUCAGAUCGAUGACUCCCUCGAAUCAUUCCCCUCCGGUCAUUCUACCGCCGCAUUCGCAGGUUUCGUGUUUCUCUCCCUCUACCUCAACGCCAAGUUGAAGUGUUUCUCGAACUACCAUCCCGCGAUGUGGAAACUCCUCGCUGUUUACGCUCCAAUCUUAGGUGCUACUCUAAUCGCAGGCGCACUCACCAUAGACGAGUUCCAUAACUGGUAUGAUUGUCUGGCCGGUGCUAUCAUCGGCACGAUCAUGGCAUUCUCGGCCUACCGUAUGGUCUACGCUGCUAUCUGGGAUUGGAGAGUUAACCACAUUCCUUUGAACCGUGGUGUUCCAUUUUCAGGACGUGCUGGCGGAUAUGAGCUUGAGGAUUCUACGUUUACACGAAAAGCUGGUUGGGGAACGGGACAUGGACAUUUGGGUGGACACCGGGAGGGUAUGGAGAUGCACGAUGGGAGUGCUUUCGGUCAUGGACGCAAUUCGUCGACGCCAGUUCGGAAACCAGUUGGUGGACAUAUGCACCAUGGACGUGGUGGGUCGGUGGAUAUGGUUUAA
Messenger RNA from Glarea lozoyensis ATCC 20868, 1143 nucleotides. RefSeq names its product Acid phosphatase/Vanadium-dependent haloperoxidase. Gene Ontology annotation, biological process: phospholipid metabolic process. The transcript is spliced from 2 exons. The record is from RefSeq and is a predicted model, not a curated record. Bases 1 to 1143 code for a protein of 380 amino acids. Lineage: Eukaryota; Fungi; Ascomycota; Leotiomycetes; Helotiales; Helotiaceae. Gene Ontology annotation, molecular function: phosphatidate phosphatase activity.